Sabethes cyaneus is the source of this 2702-nucleotide messenger RNA. It is a transcript of the gene in, whose product is annotated as protein inturned. Gene Ontology annotation, cellular component: cytoplasm; cilium. The transcript is spliced from 3 exons. The coding region runs from base 139 to 2556 and encodes 805 amino acids. Lineage: Eukaryota; Metazoa; Arthropoda; Insecta; Diptera; Culicidae. Gene Ontology annotation, biological process: establishment of planar polarity; vesicle-mediated transport; cilium assembly. The record is from RefSeq and is a predicted model, not a curated record.
UGGCAUCUGUAACACUGAAUUUGCCAGAACAGAAUCUGAUCAGGAUGGGAUUGGGAUCAGACGUCGCGAACAUCAUUGUUAACCCUAUUGACAUCCGGCGUAGAUAGGUCAAACUCAAAUAAAACAAAGUCAAUCACUAUGAAUUCGGGCCAGCGAUCUUCAUAUAACAACCGUAGCCUUUCAGAAGAAAUUGAAGACGAACAGGUAUGGACAGAUGAUCAAUCUAAUUUAUCAUCGGAAUGCAGUCAUAGUAGUUGUGAUUCUCGUACAUAUGAGUGGAGCCCAUUUAUUGAGGGCAGUACAUUGCUUUACAUCAAGUUCGAUUUGGUUUAUCACGCGAAACCGAUCGUUUUUGAUGACGAUCUAUUUUUUCGCAAUGAGUACAAACGCCUUUCAAUCAGGAAAAAAGAAAACAUUCUCUCCAAAUUUGGACACCGCGAAAAAAAUAAGCACAAAAUGUUUAAGGUGAGCAUCAUUGAUACAAUUAGAAAAGAGCAGCUUAAUGGACUGAAUAAGGAGAUUAUUAUCAGUAUUGCGCCGAAAAGGAAUAUAGUUCUUAAAGAGGUGCUGCCAUUAUCCGAUACUAUUCUUGGCAUUUCGACGUCGUUGUUUCCGGAUGGUAAAAAAUUAAUGGUCAACAAAAUUAAGGAUUUUUCUGUGUUCAACCGUACUAAACUGGUCAAGUCUAAAGACUGGAUCAAAAGCAUUGAUACCGAGGCAGUAACAGUAGACAAUCUAGAAUCUUUGCUUGAAGGAUCAACUAAAAUUCCUACGAUUGUCAAAAUUACUUUUUUUGAAAUGAUUGAACAUGAUAUCUCGAAUGCUAUAGAAAUCAAAAUAACAAAUUUAAUGGAUCUCAUUCAAAGCCAGGAAACUUUAUUUAAUAAAGACGACAUUCAAACAAUGAGUAGCAACGAUUUGAUUUUUAGCAUGAUCUUUAUUUCGAAGGAGUAUACCCAAAACGACGAAUUAGAUGUCAAAUUUUGUUAUCCUACCAAGGAGAACAAUUUGCUGUUUAAUUCAAAAGGAAGUUUCGUAACACUGCAUUCUAUUUUUAGUUCUUCUUUUGGGACAAGAACCGAAAUGACUAACCUAAAGGUCCGCAAUGUUCUCUUUUAUACAACAUAUAAUUUUUUCGAAGAUGGAAUUCUACUGUUUGGAUUUAAUUCGAAAUAUUCAGCAUUUUUUUCUGUGAAACAGAAGAGUGAGCAGAUAUGUCGGUUACUAAGCAUUUUGUACUCUGACUGUUCAGCAGUUUUCAAUUUACCGGUUGAGCAGCAAACCGAGCUAAUGCAGCUAUGUGAGUUGAUACGUCAUUCUAUAAAAACCAAUCGAAGCAUCGAUAAAUUUGAAAAAACAUUCCUGGAACCGCAUUUCGUGCCUCUACCAAAGGAAAUACAGUUGCGCAUUGAUGAUGCGCUGGGAGAGCUUGAAGCGAUGGACUAUCGCAACUGGAAUGACGAACUAGUGGAUUUAUUCUGUGAUGUAACCAUAAUUGGAUGCUGCUUGUACUAUAAUCAGUAUUUGGUCUGUUCGCAUUUAAAUGGUUCCUACCUAAAAGAUAUCGAGGCAGUAUUAAAAAAUUUUGGUAUCUUCGAAGUUAUUUGCACAACGAAUAUAAAAAAUCUUGCUUUUUGGCGAAAAUUUUACCCCCGCGACUAUUGCGAAUGUAAAUUUAACGAAACGAAUGAUGCCUAUUUUUUGUUAGUUUCAAUCGGUCAUUUGUUGAUGAUAGUCAUUUUAGAGGUUCCCAUCGAUACAAACCAUAAUAGAUCACUUUCGCGCUAUGUAGAGGAAAUACAGGACAUGUUAGAGUAUUUCAAAUCAACAGGAAUUGAACAUCUAGUUCGAAUCUGGAUAGAAUCAAACCGGCGACCACAAUGCAUUUCUACGUUAGUCUCCAAACAAGAAUGUCAAACAGAAGAGCGAUCUACGUUCCGUAAUCAUGACGAGGAAUCGAACGCCUCGAGUUCAAUUAAGAACCAUGCAUUAAAAGACGAUGGUGAUAAUGAUCAUGAUGAUGAUGAUGAUUCGGAUUGGGGCCAGAGCAUUGAUAGCAGCCAACAAAGCAGUAAUUUUGAUGCAAAUGAAAUUUCUGACAACCGCUGUAAGGAAUUUUCGGAACUUAUUCCUAGUAUGCUAACCUUUGGCAACGAAAACUUGCUCUAUUACUUUGUUCAGUUGGAAGUGGGUGACGGACUGUUUCUAGCUCCGGUUCUUAGUUCGGUUCAGGCAAAACAUGAUAUAAUUAUGAAUACAUUUCGUAAAACAUGUACAUUGAUACAUAAUACUUUACAAAACACUAAAAAGUUUCGUGAUUUAUUAUCUAAUGAUACGAAAAUCGGUUUUAAUCAUCGAUCGUUAGUUGCUGUUAAAGAGCAAGGAAUGCUGAUGUCCGUACCAAAAGAGUCCAAUCCAAAUGAAAGAAUUGAGUUUUGGGUAAUAGGAAGACUCUUUAAUACACCAUCCCGAGAAUUAUACGUAUGUCACCGUGCUGAUGCCCCGCAAAACAUGGUAGAAUUAGCUUUCCGAAUAUGCCUAACUUGUGCGGGAUAAAAGCCUUAGUUUUUUAUUUUCUUUCGGAAUAAUCAUGCUCAUUUGAAUUCACAUUUUCAUUUUCUUUCCAAUAAGAUUUGAUCGGCCUUUAGAGUAAUAUCUUGAAAUUCGUUCGAAUCUGCCUUAAUUUAAAAAAAAAAUUUAAA